Molecule: messenger RNA, 856 nt
Organism: Portunus trituberculatus (swimming crab)
Lineage: Eukaryota; Metazoa; Arthropoda; Malacostraca; Decapoda; Portunidae
Exons: 4
Coding region: 1-696 (231 amino acids)
Source: RefSeq, a predicted model, not a curated record
AUGCCCCAGUUUGGUGUUUACAAGGCUAUGCUCACAGGAGUGGCGUGCUUCCCCAGGGUGGAAUGUCCCGCCUCAGGGUUUAUAAGGCGAGGUUCAGGGGUCACCAGCAUCACAGUCUGCAUUGACACAGCCAUCAUGAAGACUUGCACACUCCUUGGCCGUCCCCUCCUGCUGGUGGCGGUGCUGGCGGUGUCCUGGGCCGCGGCUGUCCCUCUUCAGGACACGGACAGACUGCAGGACAUCCACUCGGAGGAGCAGCUGCAGGCGUAUCUGGAGAGCAAUCCCUCUGUGUUGCGUGAGCUGUACCCAGACUUGCUUCGCGAAGCCUCCGAGGUGUUGGUGGUUGUUGACCCAGACACGCUGGUGGAGAUGCUGAGGGAGCAGGCGGCGACCGCCACGCACGAGCCCCACCAGGAGGAUAAGGAAGAAGAGGAGGAGGAGGAGGAGGAGGAAGAGGCCCAAGAAGGAACGCAAAAAUAUCAAGAAGACAAGAACCACCGCAGCAAGAGACAGGUCACCUUCGGCGUUGGGAUGAACCGCGGGUCCUACGGAAGGGACUACAAUGCUAAUAUUGGCUACGAGCGUCGCUUCAACAACGGCAGGUCAUCCUUUGGCGUGCACGCCAACAAGAAUUGGGGAGCAAGCGGCAGGUCCCAUGGAUUCGGUAUCAGCUUCUCGCACAGAUUCGGUCGCUAGGGGGCGUCACAAGCACCUCGGACAGCGGUAGCAGUAAAUACCUCGCACUAGAAAUCGAGCUGCACGUCCAGAGCGACAUCCUUAUCUUACACCAAACACAACACGCCACCUUCUGAAGAUGUGUUGCAUCAUCUAAAUAAAUAUGUAUAUUUGUACCAUA